Messenger RNA from Ooceraea biroi (clonal raider ant), 628 nucleotides. Its product is annotated as mitochondrial ribosomal protein S17. Gene Ontology annotation, molecular function: structural constituent of ribosome. Gene Ontology annotation, biological process: mitochondrial translation. Lineage: Eukaryota; Metazoa; Arthropoda; Insecta; Hymenoptera; Formicidae. Gene Ontology annotation, cellular component: mitochondrial small ribosomal subunit; ribosome. The record is from RefSeq and is a predicted model, not a curated record.
GAAAGUUAACCUGUUCUUAUUUAACUUGUGAUCAUAUGUUUAAAGAUGGCCGGGAAAGCGGUAGCUCGAGCCGUUAACCAAUAUUUUCUCGGGACGUGCAUGGUUUCGUCGAAGCAAAAUGCUGCCAAAGUGCGAAUACCACGAUUAGUACUAGACGAACAUAUUCACAUGUACUUCAAAGAAUAUGAAAACAUCUACGCCAACGAUCCGCAGAAGCUGUGUAAGACCGGUGAUGUGGUUUUGGUAAAGGUCCUACCGCAGAAGUUAACGCGCCUGAUCACGCACGAGGUCGUCGAAGUAGUAUAUCCUCUGGGUGACAUGACGGAUCCGAUUACAGGAAAGAAGAUUGUGGCGAGUCGGUACAGGGAACACAUAGACGAGGAUACCAAGUUGUACGGCAGGAAAGAUUCGGCCUUCGACUAUUCAAAAGCACCACCAAGAGGCAGGCUGGAAAAUAUACGCGAUUUCACUCACAAGAAGCUGUAUUUAAAAUACUACGACGAUCCUGAAAAUCCUCAAAAGGACACGAUAUAAAAGAUAGUAUAAAUAUUUGCUAAACGGUAUAUCUGAAAAGUUACGAAUACCUUGUAAAAUAUUUAAUAGAAAUUAUGACGAAAUUAUUACAAAA